AUGAACCCAAAGGACAGAUUACAGCAUGCCAGGGACCUACAACUAUGUUUCAACUGCCUCAGCCCCCACAAGUUCGCCGACUGUCAAUCAACGCAAACCUGCCGGACGGACGGAUGCAGUAAGAAACACCACACACUUCUGCACAACAGCAGCACCUACAACUCGACGACACAGAGGGAGACAGCCAACCGGAACUCCAGACAACAUGACGACACCACCAACUGCAGCACCAGCAUAAGCAGAAGGAAAUCGACUCGCCACAUUCCGACCCUGCCAAUAACGAUCUCUCAUGGCAAACAUAGAGUUCAUGCCUAUGCAAUGCUUGAUUGUGGAAGCAAACUGACAUUGCUUAAAUCAUCAAUCGCCCUCCAACUCAAACCAGAUCUGCAAUUAGACGACACCAUCCAGCUAAACCAAGCACUGACAUCAUCAGACACAGCUUCUACAAAGAUGACGAUCGCGAUUGGACCCUACAACCAGCAAAAGCAGCCAUUUCAACUAAAUGACAUCGACGUCAUAAUGGAUUGGAACCUUUCCCAAUUCAACCCUGAACUCGUCAACUCCAUCUGCCAAAGGAACGAGCCACUUCAACACAUUCGGAUAGCCACACUGCCCUCGAAAGAAAUCGGAAUCAUCAUUGGAUGCGAUUUCGCCGAACUCGUGACACCUUCAGAAGUAAUCCAUUCAAAACAAAAUGUGCCUAUUGGAUGGAAAACGCCACUUGGAUGGUCUCUCUGUGGACGAGACAAUGCAGCGACACCCAACGACAUCAACACAAUCAACUUCACGACAGACGAUUCACUGUUUCGCCACGUAGCUGAAUGGAUGAAAAUGGACGCCGAAGGGAUUUCAACUGACCAACGCAGCCUCUCAACAGACAAGGAAGCUCUCCGCAUCUUGGAAUCUUCAACAACCCGCUUGCCCAAUGGACACUACGAAGUUGGAAUGCUUUGGAAACGUGGACAACAACUGCCAAACAAUAGAUGGCUUGCCAAGAAGCAGCUCGACAGCCUUCUCCAACGGCUGAAGAGAAACACCGAGAUGGCACAGAAAUAUCAGGAGACCAUUGACACCGACUUGCAGAAAGGUUUCAUAGUCAAAGUUGAUGAUUCCCAUGAAGACUCAACAGGAAAAUGGUACCUUCCUCAUCAUCCAGUGACAAACAUCAAUAAACCUGGCAAGGUACGCCGAGUCCUUAAUGCAUCGAGCAUCUACAAAGGAGUAUCACUCAACAGCAACCUACUAACUGGACCAGACCUCCUCACAAACCUCACUGGAAUCGUUAUGCGAUUUCGCGAGGACCAAAUCGCUAUUUCUACCGACAUUGAAGCAAUGUUCAUGCAGGUCUUCGUGAGCCCAGAAGACCAGCCGUAUUUGCGAUUUCUGUGGAAGGACAACACGGGCCAACCCGCAACCUUCCAAUACACCCGCCAAAUCUUCGGAGCUACCGACUCACCAUGUGUUGCCUGCUACGCCACUCGACAAUGUGCGAAGGACAAUGCCGACAAAUAUCCAGCCUUGGAGCAAAUCACAAAACGCAACAUAUAA
Molecule: messenger RNA, 1548 nt
Organism: Symsagittifera roscoffensis
Lineage: Eukaryota; Metazoa; Xenacoelomorpha; Acoela; Convolutidae
Exons: 1
Coding region: 1-1548 (515 amino acids)
Source: RefSeq, a predicted model, not a curated record